AUGAAAUUUUAUCUUGUUGUUCAGAUUCUUUCUUUACUUUUUGUGUUCUUUAUAUUUGCUUUUGUUGUUUCGACUGACAACAGUAUUCACAAAUUUUCUGUUACAAACAAUUCCAACGUUAUUAUAAAUCACAUCAUAGAAAAUAAAAACAAUGAUAAACACGGCGAAACACACAAGGAAGUCACAUACACAGACACAUAUCUCAACGUCUCCAACUUCAAUUACACUGGCAAGUGUUCUGAAGUGUUCAAAUACAAGAAAAACAAUCCUCGCGACUUAUUUUUAACAGCAAUUUACUUCAAAAAUCCAAAUGUUUGGUUUACUAUCAAAGAUAGAGCAGUUCGCUGUUUAAAAGUAGCUCAGUCUGGUAUACCCAAAGCCACCAGAAAAGUUCUUCUUCUUUCUGAUGAUGAAAUUCCAGACUUUACAAAGACGAUGAAUGAGUUGGGAGUUUCAGUUGAAAACCAUCCAAUUAACACGACUUUCACCAAUGGCGCCGUUUUAAGGUAUUUUGCUGCGUACGACUAUUUAACACAAAAUCAAGAGAAAUACGACCGAGUCGUAUUUGGCGAUUUUAAAGACAUUUACUUCUUUGCGGAUGGGUUUGCCACAUUUGAUGUGAACGACUUGAUUUUCUUGAUGGAAUGCAAAGCCGUUGAUAAUACGAAGACGUGCGUCACACUUGCAGAACCGACUAACAGAAGGUGGAUACAAACGUCUUUUGGAAAGGCAAUUGCAGACGGCUAUGCAAACAAUAGAACUUUUCUGUCGAAUGUUGGUGUUGUUCUUGGGGGGACGGCGAAGUUGCUGAAGUACAUUGAAAUAUUUAAAGAUAAUGUUAUACCUGAAAAGGCAGAUAACUGGGGACACGACCAAGCUCUCCAUAACAAGUUGUUGUAUUCGGGAUAUUUUGAGAGUCUGAAUUACACUAAAGAUUAUUGUACACAACGUGUGUGCUUUAGUGAAGAUAAAAGUGUUGUUUGGGACGCUAAAAAUAAGGCUUUAUAUACAAGAGGAACAGGGUGUGCUCCUGUUAUUCGGCAUAAAAUAUGGUUCAAUAAUAGGAGAAUAUAUUAUGAAUAA
Molecule: messenger RNA, 1083 nt
Organism: Entamoeba invadens IP1
Lineage: Eukaryota; Evosea; Mastigamoebida; Endamoebidae
Exons: 1
Coding region: 1-1083 (360 amino acids)
Source: RefSeq, a predicted model, not a curated record